Lolium rigidum is the source of this 623-nucleotide messenger RNA. RefSeq names its product protein NUCLEAR FUSION DEFECTIVE 6, mitochondrial-like. The transcript has 3 exons. Lineage: Eukaryota; Viridiplantae; Streptophyta; Magnoliopsida; Poales; Poaceae. The record is from RefSeq and is a predicted model, not a curated record. The coding region runs from base 46 to 297 and encodes 83 amino acids.
CAACCCAGACCUAAACUCCUCUCCGAUCCCCACCAAUCCUCUGCGAUGGCCUCGACCUUCCGCGCCGCCGCCCGCGUGGCCUCCGCGGCCUGCCGCUCGGCCGCCUCCCGCUCCAUCCCCUCCGUCGGCCGCUCGGCCGCACGGCACGCCCCGUGCAUCUCCAGGUUGCCGGUGGAGCUUGGGUGCGUCGCGGGGAUGUCGCUGCUGCCGCUGCACAGCGCGGUGGCCGCCGCGAGGCUGACCUCGCGGCUCAGCACGGCGUCCCGGAGCUGCUGCGCGCUCUCUCAGGGCACAUGACUUGCUAGUUCAUGAAAGGUAUUGUACUGGGGCUUGCUGUUUUGCUUCACAAUCAUCAAGCAUGACUGCCUAAACAUGUCAAAUUUGGAUCUGAAGAUUAGUGUUAUCUUAUUUACGUAGAAUCAUUAGCUGUGCUUGUUGAAGACCAAUUUGAUGGAUAAAAUGCACCAUUUUCUGCAGUGGUUGAUCCUUAUAAAGCCUACCUGUCUGUGAGAAAUAUAUGCAAUAUUAUUUAUUCAGUAACCAUAUAAUUGUCUCCUGUUUGCACUCUGAGACACUUGCAUUUGCUCUUGAAAUACUAUUUAAUAAAGUGGCUUUCUUUAGUC